UCCUUCUCUAAAUCAUUCUCGGCUACAAUGUCUCACCGUAAGUUUGAGAGACCUCGUCACGGUUCCCUUGGAUUCUUGCCUCGCAAGCGCGCCGCUCGCCACAGAGGAAAAGCCAAGUCCUUCCCUAAGGAUGAUCCUUCCAAGCCCGUGCACUUGACCGCCUUCAUGGGUUACAAGGCCGGCAUGACCCACGUUGUCCGUGACUUGGAUCGUCCCGGCUCCAAGAUGCACAAGAAGGAGAUUGUCGAGGCCGUCACUAUCAUCGAAACCCCUCCUAUGGUUGUUGUUGGUGUUGUCGGUUACGUCGAGACUCCUCGUGGUCUCCGCUCUUUGACCACCGUCUGGGCUGAGCACUUGUCUGAGGAGCUCAAGCGCCGCUUCUACAAGAACUGGUAUCGCUCCAAGAAAAAGGCCUUCACCAAGUACGCUAAGCAGCACGCCAACGGUGCCAAGCCCAUUCUCCGUGAGCUCGAGCGUAUCAAGAAAUACUGCUCAGUCGUUCGUGUCAUUGUCCACACUCAGGUCCGAAAGGUCAAGAUUGGUCAGAAGAAGGCCCAUGUCAUGGAGGUUCAGUUGAACGGAGGCUCCGUCGCUGAUAAGGUUAAGUUUGCCUACGAGCACUUUGAGAAGACCGUUGACGUUAGCUCUGUAUUGGAGCAGGAUGAGAUGAUUGAUGUCAUUGCUGUUACCAAGGGUCACGGUUUCGAGGGUGUUACUCACCGUUGGGGUACCAAGAAGCUUCCUCGCAAGACCCACAAAGGUCUUCGUAAGGUUGCUUGUAUCGGAGCUUGGCAUCCUUCCCGUGUUAUGUUCUCUGUUCCCCGUGCUGGUCAGAACGGUUACCAUCACCGUACUGAGGUCAAUAAGAAGAUCUACCGCAUUGGCAAGGGCGAGGACAAGUCCAAUGCUAAGACUGACUACGAUUUGACUGAGAAGGCCAUCACUCCUCUCGGUGGCUUCCCUCACUACGGUAUUGUCAACGAGGACUACGUCAUGAUCAAGGGAUGCUGCGCUGGUACCAAGAAGCGCGUCGUUACUCUCCGCAAAUCUCUUUUGGUCCACACAAAGCGCUCUGCUUUGGAGAACGUUCAGCUCAAGUUCAUCGAUACCUCCUCCAAGUUCGGUCACGGUCGCUUCCAGACCCGCGAUGAGCGUCAGCAAUUCCAAGGCACCUUGAAGAAGGAUCUUUAAAGGAAAAUAUUUCUUUUUCGGUACCGUGGAGCUUUGCACGGACCGCGUGAGAUGUUUGUAAUAAAAUGAUUUCUGCGCCCAUGCAUGCAAUCUAAAACCCCGUGUUUUUGUUUCUUGUAGAAAUGCG
Molecule: messenger RNA, 1318 nt
Organism: Lobosporangium transversale
Lineage: Eukaryota; Fungi; Mortierellomycota; Mortierellomycetes; Mortierellales; Mortierellaceae
Product: 60S ribosomal protein L3
Exons: 2
Coding region: 28-1191 (387 amino acids)
Biological process (GO): ribosomal large subunit assembly; translation
Cellular component (GO): ribosome; cytosolic large ribosomal subunit
Molecular function (GO): structural constituent of ribosome; RNA binding
Source: RefSeq, a predicted model, not a curated record